AUGUUGGACACAUCUACCACUCAUCCAGAACUUCUCACUGCUCCCUCUGCCGCACUGAUAGCUAGGAAAGAGGCCGCCGAAAGGAAUAAAGGGGAGAUUUGGUGGUCCAAUGGAAUCUUUUUCACCGGCAUGCACGUGUUCGCCGUAGCUGGUGUCACAGUACUCUCACCUGUCACAAAGCUCAAUCUGGCCAACGCCAUUCUCUGCUUCGUUAGCUGGCAGCUGGCGAGUUUUGGGAUAACGAUAGGAUACCACCGACUCUGGUCUCAUCGAGCCUUCACCGCUACGCUGCCUCUGCGAAUCUUUCUGGCCUGGAUGGGAUCAAUGGGAUUUCAGGGUAGUAUCAAGUGGUGGACCUUACGACAUCGGUUACAUCACCGCUUCACGGAUAGUCCCAUACAUGACCCCUACGCAGCCACGAAGGGACUCUGGUACUCUCACUGCGGUUGGAUUUUCCGCAAGCCAGUGUACGCUCGGAUGAAGCUCAUCGAGCGUGAGGAUCUCGAAACGGAUCCUGUCGUUAGCUUCCAGCACCGGCAUUAUGUCCCCAUCGCCCUUUUUUCCGGUCUCAUCCUUCCCGCGUUGAUCGCCAAAGCUGGUUGGAAUGAUUGGAUGGGAGGAUUGGUGUGGGGUGGUGCUGUCGCACGUCUCCUGAUCUGGCACACCACAUUCUGCAUCAACUCACUUGCCCAUUGGACAGGUAUCCAGCCAUAUACUGAGGAGGUCACCGCUCGUGGAAACUAUUUCCUUGCUCUCCUCACCUCCGGUGAAGGGAAUCACAACUAUCACCACGCUUUCCCCAAGGACUUUAGAAAUGGUCCCCAUCCGGCGGAUUGGGAUCCAAGCAAAUGGUUCAUCUGGAUCCUCCACCGCUACACAUCCCUCGUCCCCACUAUCUUUCGCACAUCCGAGUCUGCCAUCCACAAAGCGCGCGCCCGGGUGUUCCUCGCCAACGCCCGUCGUCUCACGCAGCAUCUGGCAGUAGGUGAGACCAUACGACCUCUGGAAGAACUGCCGGUCUGGAGCCGCAAGGAGAUCAGCAAGCGUAAUGGGGAAUGGGUGGUGGAGAAAAGUGGAGAGAAGAGGCGUCGGGUAUUGUUGAUGCUAGAAGGUUGUGUUGUGGACGUUGGGGGUUAUCUUGAAGAUCAUCCUGGUGGUGAACAACUCCUGCUUUCACAUUCUGUCUCUCUCAUCCUCCGUCGACAAGCUCCUCUAUCCUCAUCGGAUACUCUCGUUGACCUCGGUUACUCCUCUGCUUCUCCUUCUGGCUCUGAUGACGAAUCCAGUCCCGUCAAAGUCCACGACCGCGAUGACAAGCAGCAGGAAGAAAGGCCGCGCGACGCCACCCGAGCCUUCUUUGGGGGGAUGAACAACCAUUCUGAAGCUGCGAGGGAAAUGAUGCGAUGUCUACGGGUGGCCCGAGUGGCGAAAGUCUCUGUUGAAACAGUCUUUGGUCUCCCAUCAGGAACUAACCAAAAUCUGUUCUUCAACAAUUCAGAGGACAUCCUUCAAGGCAUCCUCCAGGUCCCACAGACAAGAUGUGCAAACCUGGACUCACACCCGCUUACCUUAGACGACGAAGCCGCUCCGCUCAAAACCUGGCAACAUGACUUGGCAAAGAGUGUGAUUGAAGCCUUCACAGCUGCUGCUGAAUUUCUCAGUGUGGAGGACCAAGAACUGUUGAACACGGCUCAAGAGGAUCUUCAGCCAGAUUCAAAACUUAAGAGGGAUGUUGAGCACCUCAGGAAAGGUGUUUGUUCAUGGGUAUCUUACACAGUGUUUUCUUGGGUGAGGACCAAUGGGAGGAUGAUUGAGCCAGUCCCGAGUAACCCACUGGAGAUUCUCGCAUAUGAUGAUAAUCUUUUUGAAGGAACAAGGGACAUGAAGAACUGUAAUAUAGAAUAUAACGAAGACAAUUUCCAAACCCAUGUGCCAAAGAAGGUUGCAAUACGAAUGGAUAAUUUCAUAAGAAGUAGAAGCAAUGGUACAGAACCACUCAAUGAAGAGGCAUGGGAAACAAUGAUGAACACAAUUAUUGGACCAUCCCUUCAAAUGUAUGAUUGGGCCAGUUCAGACGAGGAAGAAGAGGAUAGUUUGGAGGGUUCUAGUGAGGGUUCCCUGAACAAUUCCAAGGAGGAUGGGGGCACUUUGGGGACCGACAAUAGCGAGGACCCAAUGGAUGUUGACAUGGCUGACCAUCCACCUAGGACCAUCGGAUACCGCAGAGUAGGAGACAGAGGCCAGCAGCAUUAG
Molecule: messenger RNA, 2253 nt
Organism: Tremella mesenterica DSM 1558
Lineage: Eukaryota; Fungi; Basidiomycota; Tremellomycetes; Tremellales; Tremellaceae
Exons: 14
Coding region: 1-2253 (750 amino acids)
Biological process (GO): unsaturated fatty acid biosynthetic process
Cellular component (GO): endoplasmic reticulum membrane
Molecular function (GO): stearoyl-CoA 9-desaturase activity; heme binding; iron ion binding
Source: RefSeq, a predicted model, not a curated record